GCUCGCCGUAGUUGUCAGUGCGGAUUUCGGGCUCCUCCUCGGGACGAAGCGAAGGAAGAUGUUUGUGUGGCAGCAUUAAGGCUUGAACAUCAAACCACCACCAUGUCUGUGAGCGGAGGAGGAAGCCGAGGCUUUUACUUUAACACCGUGCUGUCCCUGGCUCGCUCGCUCGCGGCUCAUCAGCAGGCGCCCAUAGAGAAGGUCCAGAAGCUACAAUGCAUGUGCCCCGUGGACUUCAGAGGAGUCUUCCAGCUGGAUGAGAGGAGGAGGGACGCCGUCAUUGCACUGGGAAUCUUUCUAGUAGAGUCGAACCUGCAGCACAAAGAUGCUAUCGUCCCCUACCUUCUCGGGUUGCUCAAAGGGCUUCCUAAAGUUCAGUGGAUUGAAGAAAGCUCAGAACGCAAAGGACGAGAGACUCUUCCUGUCGCAGAGAUCUUCAGCUUUUCUCUCGUAACACUACUGUCAGACGUUGCCCAACGUGAUGAGACCCUACGAGGACAGAUCCUGGAGGCGGUUAUGGACAUCAUGCAGGUCCUGCAAGAUAUCUGCAAGAAUCCAGAGGCUCAUGAUAAAGACUACCUGUGCAGGUACACUGUGCCCACCCUGCUCGGUGUCGCCCGAGCAUUUGGCCGAUACAGCAACACUGACGAGCCGCUGUUGUCCAAGCUGUUCCCUCGACCAGUUGCUCCUGUGCUGCCUACUGAAAAUGAGAGCGACGCGGUGCACCGACGGUCCUUCAACGACUUCCGCUCCAUCCUGCCGAGCUCUCUGCUCACGGUGUGUCAGGGAGACACUCUGCGACGUAAAGCCUCCUCUAUGUCCAGCGUGUCACAGCAGGCCAGUCCAGAGAGAGGCUGUCUGACCCCCAUCUCACCUGCUGAUCCCUCUGCACAAUACUUUGAAGGGUCAUACCUCCCUGACGGCAGCGCAGUGGACCCCAAUUACUACUUCUCCAACAUCAGCUCCAGCUUCUCCGUCUCCCCUCUUUUCACUGGCAGCAGCUCUGGAGAGUUUCAUGUCCCGCUGGAUAUGCUCAGACAGCUCCUUCACAUGGUUGAACAAUUUGUGUCCGAGUCGUUUUUAAAAUCACUGGAUGACUCCUUGGCAGAACUUCUAGAGUUGAGUCCUGGUCUUCAUCUCUACUAUAAAACCUUCAGUGAUCCUCUGUAUGUAGCCAUUUUUAAAAUGCUAAGAGACACCCUGUACAAUUUAAAAGACCUUCAGACAGACUACGUGAAGGAGGUUCAUGACUUCGUGCUGGAGCAGUUCAGCAGCAGCCAGUCGGAGCUGCAGAGGAUCCUGCACGACGUGGAGUACCUCCAGAGCGAACUGAGCCCCCUCAAACUGCGCUGUCAGGCCAACGCUGCCUGCGUGGACCUCAUGGUGUGGGCCGUGACCGAAGAGCAGGGAGCGGAGAACCUUUGCACCAAACUCUCAGAGAAGCUGCAGUCCAAGACGUCCAGUAAAGUCAUCAUCGCUCACAUGCCCCUCCUCAUUUGCUGCUUACAGGGUUUGGGUCGUCUGUGUGAGCGCUUUCCUGUGGUGGCCCACUCGGUCACCAUGUCCCUCAGAGACUUCUUGGUGGUUCCCUCUCCUGUUUUGGUGAAGCUGUACAAAUACCACAGCCAGUACACCACAGGGGCUGGUGAGAUAAAGAUCCAUGUGACCAACGAACAUUCCCAGUCGACCCUCAGCACCCAUUCGAGCAAGAAGAGUCAGCCCUCCAUGUACGAACAGCUGCGGGACAUCUCCAUAGACAACAUCUGCAGGUGCCUGAAAGCUGGACUGACUAUGGAUAAUGUGAUUGUAGAAGCUUUUCUCGCCAGUCUGUCUAACCGUCUCUACAUCUACCAGGAGAACGAUAAGGAUGCUCACCUGAUCCCGGACCACACCAUCAGAGCUUUGGGUCACAUUGCCGUGGCCUUACGAGACACCCCCAGAGUUAUGGAGCCCAUCCUCCAGAUCCUGCAGCAGAAGUUCUGUCAGCCUCCGUCCCAGCUCGAUGUCCUCAUCAUAGACCAGCUCGGCUGCAUGGUCAUCACAGGCAAUCAAUACAUCUACCAGGAAGUAUGGAAUUUGUUCCAGCAGAUCAGCGUCAAAGCCAGCUCCAUGGUCUACUCCACCAAAGACUACAAGGACCAUGGAUACAGACACUGUUCCUUGGCUGUGAUAAAUGCUCUGGGUAAUAUAGCCGCCAACCUUCAGGCUGAGCAGAUGGUCGACGAGCUGCUGGUCAACCUGUUGGAGCUUUUCGUUCAGCUGGGAUUGGAGGGGAAGAGAGCCAGUGAGAGAGCCUCAGACAAAGGCCCGGCUCUGAAGGCAUCGAGCAGUGCUGGAAACCUCGGUGUCCUAAUUCCAGUUAUUGCUGUGCUGACUAAGAGGUUGCCGCCAAUUAAGGAGGCAAAGCCACGUCUGCAGAAGCUCUUCAGGGACUUCUGGCUCUACUCUGUUGUCAUGGGAUUUGCUGUGGAGGGCUCAGGUCUGUGGCCUGAGGAAUGGUAUGAGGGAGUUUGUGAGAUUGCAACCAAAUCACCGCUGCUCACAUUUCCCAGCGGGGAGCCUUUACGCUCAGAGCUGCAGUACAACUCUGCACUGAAGAAUGACACGGUCACUCCGGCGGAGCUGAAUGAUCUGCGUAGCACCAUCAUCAACCUGCUGGAUCCUCCUCCCGAGGUGGCUGCUCUCAUCAACAAACUGGACUUUGCCAUGUCCACAUAUUUGCUGUCUGUUUACAGAUUGGAAUACAUGAGGAUGCUGCGUGCUCUGGACUCGGACCGCUUUCAGGUCAUGUUCCGAUACUUUGAAGACAGAGCGAUACAGAAGGAUAAAUCUGGCAUGAUGCAGUGUGUGAUUGCCGUUAGCGACAAGGUUUUUGAGGUCUUCUUGCAAAUGAUGGCUGAAAAACCAAAAACCAAAGCCCACGAGGAGGAGCUAGAACGUCACGCUCAGUUCCUCUUGGUCAACUUCAACCACAUCCACAAGAGGAUCCGCAGAGUGGCUGACAAAUAUUUAUCAGGCCUGGCUGAAACUUUCCCCCACUUGUUGUGGAGUGGCCGCGUGCUGAGGACCAUGUUAGACAUCCUGCAGACGCUCUCCCUCUCACUCAGUGCGGACAUCCAUAAAGACCAACCUUACUACGACAUCCCAGACACGCCGUACAGAAUCACUGUCCCAGAUACAUAUGAAGCCAGAGAGAGCAUAGUGAAGGAUUUUGCUGCACGAUGUGGGGAGAUCCUUAAAGAGGCUAUGAAGUGGGCGCCAUCUGUGACCAAAUCACACCUUCAGGAGUAUCUGAACAAACAUCAGAACUGGGUGUCGGGUCUCUCCCAGCACACGGGCCUGGCCAUGGCCACAGAAAGCAUCCUGCACUUCGCCGGGUACAACAGACAGAGUACAACACUGGGGUCCACUCAGCUGACUGAGAGGCCCACCUGUGUGAAGAAGGACUACUCUAACUUCAUGGCCUCCCUCAACCUCAGGAACAGAUAUGCUGGAGAGGUAUCCGGCAUGAUCCACUUCGCGCAGGCAGUCCGGGGACAGACCGAUCUGGGCCGGCUGAUAAUCAAGCAGAUGGCAGAGGCUUUAGACUCUGCACAGCCUGAAGCCUUCACUGAGGCCAUGUUCAAACUGGCCGCUUUGCUCAUCAGCACCAAAGACUGCGAUCCUCAGCUGCUCCACCACCUUUGCUGGUCUCCUCUCAAGAUGUUCACAGCACACGGCAUGGAAACGUCUAUCGCCUGCUGGGAGUGGCUGCUGGCAGCUCGUGUUGGAGUGGAAGUACCGUUUAUGCGAGAGAUGGCGGGCGCCUGGCAGAUGACCGUGGAGCUUAAGAUGGGCUUGUUCUCAGACGCUCAGGUGGAGGCCGAUCCUCUGGCUGCAUCAGAGGAGAGUCAGCCCAUCCCCUGCCCUCCAGAUGUUACCCCUCACCACAUAUGGAUCGAGUUUCUAGUGCAGAGGUUUGAGAUAGCGAAGUAUUCCAGCGCAGAUCAAGUGGAGAUCUUUGGCAGUUUGCUACAACGAUCACUGUCCCUCAACGUUGGUGGGGCUAAGAGUAGCAUCAACCGCCACGUAGCCGCCAUUGGACCUCGUUUCAGGCUGCUGACUCUCGGUCUGGCUCUGCUUCACUCUGACGUCCUCACAAAUGCAACUGUAAGAAAUGUGCUCCGAGAGAAGAUCUACUCUACAGCCUUUGACUACUUCAGCGUGGCUCCAAAGUUUCCCACCCAAGGCGACAAGAAUCUGCGCGAGGACAUCAGCAUCAUUAUCCGUUUCUACGCCAGCAUCCUGUCCGAUAAGAAGUACCUGGCAGCGUGCCACUUGGUCCCACCUGAUAAUCAGGACCCGUCCUUGAACAGUCUGUCAGUGAUGAACGCUGCCGACCUCAGGAGCAACAUGGACUCCAGCUCUCGCUCCCAGCAGAGCGGCCAGGGAUGGAUCAACACCUACCCGCUGUCCAGUGGCAUGUCCACCACAUCCAAGAAAUCAGGCACGUCCAAGAAGAGCAACAGAGGAACGCAGCUUCACAAAUACUACAUGAAACGCAGGACUCUGCUGCUGGCCUUACUGGCAAGCGAGAUCGAACGCCUGACGACGUGGUACAACCCCCUCUCCACUCAGGAACUGGCCAUCGCCACGGAGCAGUCAGUGGAGACCAGCAUUGCCAACUGGAGGUCCAAAUACAUCAGUCUGACUGAGAAACAGUGGAAGGACAACGUCAACCUGGCCUGGGGUAUCGCUCCCUACCUGGCUAUGCAGUUACCAACCAGGUUUAAGAAUGACGCCAUUGUGGCUGAAGUGACCCGGCUGGUGAGACUGGACCCCGGAGCUGUCAGUGAUGUGCCUGAGGCCGUCAAGUUCCUGGUGACGUGGCACACUAUUGACGCUGACUCUCCUGAGCUGAGUCAUAUCCUGUGUUGGGCUCCGGCAGACCCACCCACUGGUCUGUCCUACUUCAGCAGCAUGUACCCUCCUCAUCCUCUCACUGCUCAGUACGGGGUUAAGGUGCUACGCUCCUUUCCUCCAGAUGCCAUCUUGUUCUACAUUCCUCAGAUUGUUCAGGCUCUCCGUUAUGAUAAGAUGGGUUAUGUGAGAGAGUACAUCCUGUGGGCGGCCCAGAAGUCUCAGCUUCUCGCCCACCAGUUCAUCUGGAACAUGAAGACCAACAUCUUCAUGGAUGAGGAAGGACACCACAAAGAUCCUGACAUCGGGGAGCUGUUGGAGCAGAUGGUUGAGGAGAUCACAGGUUCUCUGUCGGGUCCGGCCAAAGACUUCUACCAGAGAGAGUUUGACUUCUUCAACAAGAUCACCAACGUGUCCGCCAUUCUCAAGCCGGUUCCAAAGGGAGAGGAGAGGAAAAGGGCGUGUCUCAAAGCUCUGUCGGAUAUCAAAGUCCAGUCAGGCUGUUACCUACCCAGUAACCCUGAAGCCAUAGUGCUGGAUAUCGACUACAAGUCUGGAACACCCAUGCAGAGUGCUGCCAAGGCGCCCUAUCUGGCCAAGUUCAAGGUGAAGCGCUGUGGGGUGAGUGAGCUGGAGAGGGAGGGUCUCCGCUGCCCCUCGGACUCUCUGGAAGACGGAGAGGAGAAUCCAGACGGAUCGCGCAGGAUUUGCUGGCAGGCGGCCAUCUUUAAAGUGGGAGACGACUGCAGACAGGAUAUGCUCGCUCUGCAGAUCAUUGGGCUUUUUAAGAAUAUUUUCCAGCUGGUUGGCCUGGAUCUGUUCGUCUUCCCCUACAGAGUGGUGGCCACUGCACCAGGGUGUGGUGUGAUCGAGUGCAUCCCAGACUGCAAGUCCAGAGACCAGCUUGGCAGACAGACGGACUUCGGGAUGUACGAUUAUUUCCGUAACCAGUACGGAGAUGAAUCCACCCUCGCCUUCCAGAAGGCUCGGUACAACUUCAUCCGCAGCAUGGCCGCCUACAGCCUUCUGCUGUUCCUCCUGCAGAUCAAAGACAGACACAACGGCAACAUCAUGCUGGACAGCAAGGGCCACCUCAUCCACAUCGACUUCGGGUUCAUGUUUGAGAGCUCUCCUGGCGGUAACCUGGGCUGGGAGCCAGACAUCAAGCUGACGGACGAGAUGGUGAUGAUCAUGGGAGGCAAGAUGGAGGCCACACCGUUCAAAUGGUUCAUGGAGAUGUGUGUCAGGGGAUAUCUGGCUGUACGACCCUACAUGGAUGCAGUGGUUUCUCUAGUGACCCUCAUGCUGGACACCGGACUGCCAUGCUUCAGAGGACAAACCAUUAAACUCCUCAAGAGCAAAACGUACGACAUGCUGCAGUAUUACCAGAACCAAAUUCCUUACUAAGGAUCCUCCACCGGACCUCCACUGUACGUCCAACACAAACAUCACUACACAAGCAAUGCAAACCUUCUUUUGGGUGAUUUUAAUACGGCGGCGGUUGCACCAGCCGGUUCUGUACACCACUCUGCUCCUUUAAGAGAGAGAGAACAACAACUUGGCACUUUGAUCCUAAUGCUCCAACUAUUUUCAGCAUACUGUAAGUUGUCGGAUUUUAUAAUGUACAUCUGAGUUUUAAAGUAGUUCUUUAUUUCACUUGAGAGUACAAGAACAAUGUACGACUUUAACCAAAAGAGGUAUUUGAAUCACCCUUUAAGUAUUUUCUUCCUGAUGCUGUUAUUUGUUACUCAACAACUAAACUGUCACACUAGAGGAAGAUGGCCAUGAAGGGAGACAUAUUUAUAGUGUUUGUCGAAGCAGCUGUUAUAAUCAUUGUUAUCAUUUUGUUUCUAUGCUGUUGUCCACUUUUAUGCACUUUAUAGAUCACAGUAUUUCAUCAGCUUCGCCUGCCUAUGAUCGAGAGUUUAAACAGAGAUUAUACGUCAGAAAUCAGAGAUUAAAGCAACCUGCAGUUUAAUCACCUCAUCAAUAAAACCGCAGUAUUUUUGAUUUAGUAGAACACGAGCCUGUGUUGAUAGAUCUGAAAUCAAUGCAGGAAUCAAUCAGCAUUUAAUGGAACAGUAGUCUUUAGAAAUGUUAAGGUAUUUAGAGAAUCCAACAUAAUUAUGCUGUAGUAUUUACUGUAGAAUAUGUACUGUAGAAUCACAUCCAGAUCGCAGGUAUGUUUCUGUGAUUUACAUGGAUCUUGUAAAGUUAUACGUGAACAACAUAUUUAUCAGACGAUUUUGAAGACUUUUAACUGUGCAACUUUGAUGCUUAUCCUCAAAGCCAGUCACGUCACACCUCAUCACGUCAGCUUUUUCGCUUAUAUUGGUUGUUUAGAGGUAUUUUUCCACCACGGGGACUUUAAUGACCUGUAACCUGAACUUUUAAGAACCUGUGAGUCUUUCGUGUUUGGUUCUGCUUUUUGUUUCCACUGUUUGUGUUUUAAAGUUUGGAACAUUGUAAGGUUUAUUACAGGUUUAUUACAUUCCCUGAGUAUAAAAGAUGUCUAUCCAAUGGAGAACUUACUUAUGUUAACCAAACAUAACUGGGGUAGUGUGCUCCCCAACAAACAGUCUACAGUUUACAAGGAACAAAUGCACAAGCUGGCAUAAUACACAUAUUGGACAUUCUGAAUCAGAAUAUCGUCUUUAUAUUGAAGCGUGCUUCCUUGCAGCGCUGUUUUAAAAAAUUAUUAAACAGUCCUGUAACAACGUCAGACUCACUAUGAACAGUUUCAUAAAAAGGGAUAAAGUCUUUUUUUAUUUAACACGUUCUCCUUCCUUCUUAAUCUGGAGCCUACAUCACCCACAAUGCAACCUGGCCGCCGACAGUUGAGUCGGAUUCAGUAUGUUGAAAAGACAAAGUGUUGAACAUGGUUAAAAGAUAAAAGUGACAUAUAGUCACAUCUUAAGUUAGCUUAUGUGCAAGAUGCUAGCUAACUAGCCAGCUAAUCUACAUCCAUCGCCCAGUCUGAAUUUGCAUAAACACGUCUCAACUUCAACUGUCAAACUAGGCAAUGCUGAUGAAUUCUGUUCCUACAUUGCCUAUUUAUCCCUUAAAACGUUUCCAGAAACAUAUUUUAAUGUACUGUUUAGCUGUAAUAUGUAAAAGUUUGUUCCUCGCCCACCAGCCCGAGCGUUUAGUGGUCCGUUGCCUCCAGAUGCGUCCUCGCCAGAUUCCUGAAAUGUAGUCGUAGAACAGUGGAAAUAAAAGCAGAACCUGUAACAGUGUUGGGUUCCUGUAGUGGAAGAGUUGACACAGCACAAGGAGUGGACCAGGAGCUCGCUGGCUGCUCUACAUCACAGCAUGUUCGUCUCCAACAGAGACUCCGAUAUAUUUUUGUCCUGUGUAAUAAAAUGUGUGAGAUUACAUGUCUGCGUACCCUUUACAGUGUGUGUAACCCCGUUUUGGAAACAUUCCUCUUGAAGUAUUUGGAUGAUUAUGGAAGCACUUGGGUUUGGGUUUGUGUUGGAUGAUCUUUCUGUUUCUGAUGCAGAUGAUGAUUAUACCUAAAAAGCCAUUUCUCCUACCCUUGGUAGAAACACAACUGUAGUAAUACUUGAUGAAAAAAAACCUAACCUUAUGCAAUAUAUUCAUGUAUAUUUAUAUGUGUGUGUUGUGUUCAACAAAUGAAGUUGCUAUAAUUCCUUCCAUCGCAACCCUCGUGUGAGAAGUGUUGUAUGUUGCAGCUGCUGUCUUUAUGAUUUAAGGGGUGCACAUAAAGUAUUAAAGUAUACAGAAGUACUUGUUUAAUGGCUUAUAAAACUCAACAAAGCCAGUUUUUAAUGUGGAUUUUAUUGAGUUAUUUUAAAUAUGUUAGUCAUCCCUUAUGUCCACCAUGAAUCAGAAGUCACUAUGUAAUAUACUGUAUGUGUGUGUGAGUGUUUGUGUGUGUGUGGGUGUGUGUGUUUGUCUGUAUUUGCUCAGUUUGUGGCAAAAUCAUUGCCGGUUCAGAUUAAGAUCAUGUCUGUUAUUCUGAUAAUGUGUGAAAACUUCUUCUUUUCCACAUUAAAUGUGUAUACAUUU
Morone saxatilis (striped sea-bass) is the source of this 8931-nucleotide messenger RNA. RefSeq names its product phosphatidylinositol 4-kinase, catalytic, alpha a (gene pi4kaa). Gene Ontology annotation, cellular component: cytoplasm; plasma membrane. Gene Ontology annotation, molecular function: 1-phosphatidylinositol 4-kinase activity. The record is from RefSeq and is a predicted model, not a curated record. Gene Ontology annotation, biological process: phosphatidylinositol-mediated signaling; phosphatidylinositol phosphate biosynthetic process. Lineage: Eukaryota; Metazoa; Chordata; Actinopteri; Moronidae.